AUGCCUCAUAUGGUGGGGAAGAAAGCACCAUCGCCACCCAAACGCCCAACUGAGGAGGACAUAAAGGCCGCUUUGAUGAAAUUUGAUUCCAAUGGUGAUCAUCGUCUGAGUAAAGAAGAGUUAAAGAAAGCUUUCUCAAACUUGGGCGCCUUGGUUCCUGGAUUCAGAUCUUGGCGUGGAAUGAAGCUUGCUGAUGAUGAUGGAGAUGGAUUCGUCGAUGAAAAUGAGCUUCCUAAACUUAUCAAAUACGGAGCACCAGCGCCACUCAAAUGCCCAACUGAGGAGAACAUAAAGGCUGCCUUGAUGAAAUUUGAUUCCAAUGGCGACCAACGUUUGAGUACAGAAGAGUUAAAGAUUGCUUUCUUGAACUUGGGUGCCUUAGUUCCUGGAUUCAGAGCUUGGCGUGGAAUGAAGUUUGCUGAUGGCGACGGAGAUGGCUUCGUCGAUGAAAAUGAGCUUCCAAAACUAAUCAAAUACGUUUCUUCUCUUGGAUACACCAUUAAGGCCUAG
Molecule: messenger RNA, 510 nt
Organism: Carica papaya (papaya)
Lineage: Eukaryota; Viridiplantae; Streptophyta; Magnoliopsida; Brassicales; Caricaceae
Source: RefSeq, a predicted model, not a curated record